AUGCCCGGAUACCAGAAAGGCGACCAGGUUGAAUACCGCCCCAUCGGUGGCGCUGAGGAGAACGUUGCCCACUCGACCGGUGUCGUCGAGGACGUCUUCGAAAAUGAGGACGGCCAGACCCGUUAUGCAAUCAAGAAUGACAACACGGGCAAGUCCACCAACUACCAAGAGAUGAACAUUGUUCGCAAGAUCUGA
Dichomitus squalens LYAD-421 SS1 is the source of this 195-nucleotide messenger RNA. RefSeq lists its product as uncharacterized. The record is from RefSeq and is a predicted model, not a curated record. The transcript has 4 exons. Lineage: Eukaryota; Fungi; Basidiomycota; Agaricomycetes; Polyporales; Polyporaceae. The coding region runs from base 1 to 195 and encodes 64 amino acids.